This is a messenger RNA of Zonotrichia leucophrys gambelii, 1612 nucleotides long. It is a transcript of the gene PNKP, whose product is annotated as polynucleotide kinase 3'-phosphatase. The record is from RefSeq and is a predicted model, not a curated record. NCBI's taxonomy places the organism in Eukaryota, Metazoa, Chordata, Aves, Passeriformes, Passerellidae. The transcript is spliced from 15 exons. Bases 115 to 1563 code for a protein of 482 amino acids. Gene Ontology annotation, cellular component: nucleus. Gene Ontology annotation, molecular function: polynucleotide 3'-phosphatase activity; ATP-dependent polydeoxyribonucleotide 5'-hydroxyl-kinase activity; double-stranded DNA binding. Gene Ontology annotation, biological process: DNA repair.
UCACGCAGACAGGAAAAGGCGGCAGUACCGAGCCGGGGUCGCUCCGGUGCCGCUUCCGGUGCCGGUACCGGGCCGGGGUCGCUCCGGUUUCGGUUCUGUCCCGGUUCCGGUGCCAUGCAGGCCGAGCUGCGGGGCCUGGCCGGGCCCGUGGCGCUGCCGGACGGGCAGCCCGUGCUGCUGGGCCGCGGGCCCCUCACCGGCGUCACCGACCGCAAGUGCUCCCGGCAGCAGGUGGAGAUCGUGGCCAACUACGCCGAGGGCACGGCGCGGGUCACCCAGCUCGGGGUGAACCCCAGCUCUGUGGGGGGCUCCGUGCUGGGCCGGGGGCGCUGCGGGACCCUCGCCCACGGGCAGACGCUGCUGUUGGUGAACGGGAGGUACCCCCUGGUGCUGCACCUGCCCCGCAGCCCCCUCCCCAAAAAGCGACCCCCCAGCCCCCCCCGGGACCCCCCCCCGGCCCACAGAGCCCCCCCAGAGCCCGCCCGGGGCCGGUGGCAGAAAUGGGGACCCCUCCUCACAUUCAGCCCCGAGGGGGCCCCGCCCAGCUCCAAGAUUGCGGGGUUUGACCUGGACGGGACCCUGAUCUGCACCCGCUCGGGGAGGGUCUUCCCAACCAGCCCCGAGGACUGGAGCUCGUGUUUCACCAACCAGCUCGGCAUCGCCCGGGGCCGCCUGCGCCCGGAGCUGUUCCAGGCCAAGGUGGAGGCGGUGAUGGAGAAACUCGGGGUGGCCCUGCAGGUGUUUGUGGCCACGGGGCCGGGGCUGUGCCGGAAACCCCUGCUGGGAAUGUGGGAGCACCUGUGCGACACGGCCAACGGGGACGUUCCGGUGUCGGUGCCCGAGAGCUUCUACGUGGGGGACGCCGCCGGGCGCCCCCCGAGCUGGGCCCCGGGGAAGAAGAAGGAUUUCUCCUGCAGCGACCGCCUGUUCGCGCUCAACGCCGGCCUGCGGUUCCUGACUCCCGAGGAGCACUUCCUGGGCUGGGCCCCGGCGCCCUUUGACCUCCCGGCCUUUGACCCCCGUGACCUGGACAAAGUGACCCAGGAGGUCCCCGAGGCCGAGCUGGUGUCGGACGGGCCCGAGGUGCUGCUGACGGUCGGCUUCCCUGGGGCCGGCAAAUCCACUUUCGUGAAGCGUUACCUGGUCCCGGCAGGGUACGAAUACGUGAACAGGGACACGCUGGGCUCGUGGCAGCGCUGCGUCUCCGCCUGCUCGGCCGCCCUGGCCCGCGGCCGCUCCGUCGUCGUGGACAACACCAACCCUGACCCUGAAUCGCGGCAGAGGUUCGUGGCCUGUGCCCGGGCAGCCGCGGUUCGGUGCCGGUGCCUCCUGUUCACGGCACCGCUGGAGCAGGCGCGGCACAACUGCCGGUUCCGGGAUCUGACGCAGAGCGGCCACGCCCCCGUCACCGACGCCGUCCUGUUCGGCUACAGGAAACAAUUUGUGCCCCCCGAGCUGUCCGAAGGCUUCUCCCAAAUCCUCCGGAUCCCCUUCGUGCCCCAUUUUGGGGACCCCCCGGACCCCCAACGCCGCCGCCUCUUCCUGCAGUUCAGCGAUGGAUGAGCCCCCAGCCCCCAAUAAAGGCACCGCCCCCUCCCCACAUUUUGGGCAA